ACCCGGAAGGUUCCGUGAUUCCCCGGGCUCCCGGUCCACCGAGACGUCAGGCGGGAAGAUGUCAUCAUUGCCAAGAAGAGCAAAAAUGCAGGCCCAGACCGUGACAUUCAAACAUGAAUUUUCUUCCUCCUCUGAGUUAUUGUCAGACUCUGAAGAUGACAAGGAAGAUAGCAUCUGGGAUCCCCAAAAGAAAGUCCGCAGGAUCUGUAAAAAGCCCAUUUCUAAGGAACCCAAGAAACCCAAGGAACCCAAGAAACCCAAGGAACCCAAAGAACCCAAGGAACCCAAAGAACCCAAACCAAAGAGAGUGCCUCGGGCAAAGAAGAACACAUCCAAAGAUGUGGCUGUCAAGGAGGAGCUGAAUACUUCUGUGGCUAUUGCUGAUGUUAAUUUAGAAAACAGAAAAAAUAAAUUGGAUACUGCCCGGACUCUCAAAACAGCAAAGAUGAAGCAGAAUUCAGCUCAGAGGACUAAGAAGUUGAAAGUUGAAGAAAGCAACAAAGCCAGUGACUUGGAGGGUGUUACUAACAGGACAGAGACCCCAUCCACAAGCACCGUAUGGGAAGGUACCUGCAAAAAGGAGGAGAAUGAAGAAGACUUUACAUUUGGCCAGUCCCCUUUAAAGAAAAUGAAGACUGAAACAUGUCCUCAGGGGCAGCCUGUCAAGUUCCCAGCAAAUGCCAAUAGUAUCAAAGAGGAGGUGGACAUGAACUGGGACAUAGUACAGGUUUUAGCUGAGAGAACUAAUAAUGAAGUUUGGGUUUGUGCCAACAUCAUCCGUCUCUUUAAUGAUGAUAACACAAUUCCCUUCAUCAUACGUUACCGGAAAGAGCUCAUUAAUGACCUUGAUGCUGAUUCCUUAAGAGAAAUUCAACAAACCCUUAAGGAGCUUCGGUCCGUUGCCAAGAAGGUUCAUAGUACAAUCCAGAAAAUUAAGAAGGAGGGAAAGAUGUCUGAAUCUUUGUUAAAUGCUUUGCUGAACUGUAAAACUUUUGAAGAACUGGAACAUGUGUCUGCCCCAUAUAAAACUGGGAGCAAAGGCACUAAAGCCCAGAGAGCAAAACAGUUGGGAUUGGAAGGAGCGGCGAGGACACUGCUCGAGCGGCCAGGCGAGCUCAACCUGCUGUCUUACAUUCAGCCCAACGUGAAAGGGCUUUCAAUGCUGCAGGAUGUUGAAACAGGAGUGCAGCAUAUUUUAGCAGACAUGAUUGCAAAAGACAAAGACACACUUGACUUCAUUCGGAAAUUAUGCCAAAAUAGAUAUAUUUGUAUACAAUCGUCUCUGGCAAAAGUCUCCUCAAAAAAAGUAAAUGAGAAAGAUGUUGACAAGUUUCAACUCUAUCAAAAUUUUUCAUGCAAUAUAAGAAAUAUCCAACAUCACCAGAUUCUGGCAAUUAACCGUGGAGAAAAUUUGAAGAUACUGACAGUGAAGGUUAACAUUUCUGAUGGAGUGAAAAAUGAAUUCUGUAGGUGGUGCAUCCGAAACAGGUGGAGACCACGUGGUUUUGCAAGACCGGAGUUAAUGAAGAUUUUAUAUAAUUCACUGGAUGAUUCCUUCAAACGCCUCAUUUAUCCUCUUCUCUGUAGAGAGUUCAGAGCCAAAUUAACAUCAGAUGCAGAGAAGGAAUCAGUAUUGAUGUUUGGACGGAACCUUCGCCAGCUCCUUCUAACAAGCCCUGUCCCAGGUCGUACUCUGAUGGGAGUGGAUCCUGGUUACAAGCAUGGUUGCAAAUUAGCUAUAAUUUCUCCUACCAGUCAGAUACUUCAUACUGAUGUGGUCUACUUGCAUUGUGGACAAGGCUUUCGAGAGGCAGCGAAAAUAAAGCAGCUUUUGCUGAAUUUCAACUGCAGCACAGUGGUGAUUGGAAAUGGAACUGCCUGCCGGGAAACAGAAGCUUACUUUGCUGACCUGAUAAUGAAAAAUUACUUUGCACCACUGGAUGUUGUUUACUGCAUUGUGAGUGAGGCAGGAGCCUCCAUCUACAGUGUCAGCCCUGAAGCCAACAAAGAGAUGCCAGGGCUGGACCCUAACUUGAGAAGUGCAGUUUCCAUAGCAAGGCGUGUACAGGAUCCAUUAGCCGAGCUAGUGAAAAUUGAACCGAAGCACAUUGGAGUUGGAAUGUACCAGCAUGAUGUAUCCCAGACGUUACUCAAGGCAACACUGGACAGUGUUGUAGAAGAAUGUGUCAGCUUUGUGGGAGUAGAUAUUAACAUCUGUUCAGAAGUUUUGUUAAGGCAUAUUGCAGGACUCAAUGCCAACAGAACCAAAAACAUUAUUGAAUGGCGAGAACAAAAUGGGCCCUUCAUCAACCGAGAGCAGCUGAAGGAAGUGAAAGGGCUGGGUCCAAAAUCCUUCCAACAGUGUGCUGGGUUCAUCAGAAUCAACCAGGAUUACAUUCGAACAUUUUGCAGCAGUCAGCAGACUGAUUCUUCAGGCCAAAUUCAGGGAGCUGCUGUGACAUCUUCAGCAGGUGUUGAGAUCACAAAUGAGAAACAAGGCAAAAAGAAGAGUAAAACUACAGUGAAUGUUGUACUGAAGCCAAAUGCAUUGGACCAAACUUGUAUUCAUCCGGAAUCAUAUGACAUAGCAAUGAGGUUUUUAUCAUCCUUUGGUGGUACACUGUGUGAGAUUGGAAAGCCUGAAAUGAAACAAAAAAUAAAUUCAUUCCUUGAAAAGGAAGGAAUAGAGAAAAUCGCACAAAGGCUGCAAACAACAGUUCCUACCUUACAAGUCAUUGUGGAUGGUCUCAGUCAGCCUGAAAGCUUUGACUUUCGAACAGAUUUCAAUAAACCUGACUUCAAGAGAAGCAUAGUUUGCCUGGAAGAUCUGCAGGUUGGGACAAUUCUUACGGGCAAAGUUGAGAACGCCACUCUGUUUGGAAUUUUUGUGGAUAUAGGAGUAGGAAAAACAGGGCUGAUUCCAAUUCGAAAUGUAACAGAAGCAAAACUUUCCAAAACGAAGAAGAGAAGGAGUCUUGGUUUGGGCCCUGGAGAAAAAGUGGAAGUCCAAGUGCUCAACAUUGACAUCCCCCGAUCGAGGAUCACUCUGGACCUCAUCCGGGUGUUGUGAGUGCCCUGCUGCCAACCAAACACUGACUUGACUUCUUUAUUUGUACAGAUUGACAAAGGUAGCUGCGUGUUUAUGAAUUCUAGAUAGUAGAUGAGAAAGAAUUCACUUAAUAUUAGGAGCCUUUUCCACGCACUUAUUUUUCCUUUUGUGUAAACAGAAAACUAAUAGCUUCAUUUCCUUUUCCCUCAAAGAAAGCAACUAGUAGAAACCCUUAUGGUUUCAUGAGCUACUGGUUUUCUGACUCAAAUUUUAUUUUUUAUAAAUUUAUCUUCAACUCUUUUUGAAUUUUGCACAGCAGAUUUUUGAGUUCUAUUUACCAGCUUCUCCUCCCAUGGUUUUCUUGAUUUGAACUGUACAAUGUUUGUUGACACAGGAGGGCUGGCAUUGUUUAAUUUUCCCAUUUUAUAUAUUUUCUAUCAGGCCAUUUGAUUCAAUUCAUGAUUUUGCAGUAAUCUUGAUUUUUUUUUCCCUUACUAAGCAACAAAUUAUGCCAGUAAAAUCAAGUCUGAUGUGUUUGCAACCAUCAAGUGAGUGGCUGAAGACAUACAAUGCCUUAGUAUGAUAUUUGUAUUGAUUCCAACAAUAAAGCUUUGUGGCUAAUGA
This is a messenger RNA of Ochotona curzoniae (black-lipped pika), 3673 nucleotides long. It is a transcript of the gene SRBD1, whose product is annotated as S1 RNA binding domain 1. Gene Ontology annotation, biological process: nucleobase-containing compound metabolic process; translation. The record is from RefSeq and is a predicted model, not a curated record. Gene Ontology annotation, molecular function: structural constituent of ribosome; mRNA binding. The transcript is spliced from 21 exons. The coding region runs from base 59 to 3070 and encodes 1003 amino acids. NCBI's taxonomy places the organism in Eukaryota, Metazoa, Chordata, Mammalia, Lagomorpha, Ochotonidae.